AAUUUCUUUCCACUUUCCAACAAAUGCAAUACCUGAUCAGUUAGUUGCCUUUCGUACUGGUUGCACUGAAGACGUGCUUUCCGCGAUAAUGGCUAGCAUUGUACGAAAAAUCGUUUCCACUGCUAAGUGCCCAAAAGCAGCAGCUCCCUACAACCAAGCAAUCGUCGCUGAUCGUACCGUGUACUGUUCGGGUGUUUUGGGCAUGGAGUUGGGUUCCCUAAAGUUGGUUGAUGGUGGCGCUGCAGCACAGACGGCCAAGGCACUUCAGCAUUUGUCCACUUUACUUCAGGAAUCCGGAUCUAGCAUUGAAAAAGUUGUUAAAACGACGGUGCUUCUAGCUGAUAUGAACGAUUAUGGGGCAGUGAAUGACGAGUAUAAACGAGUCUUCACCAGUAACUUCCCGGCACGUACAUGCUUUGCUGUAAACAAACUUCCUCUGGGGGCAGCAGUUGAAAUUGAAGCCAUCGCACUAGUUGGAGAUGUGCUCCAGGUGUCAACAUGACUGGAAGCCAAGAUGUAGCAGCAACUAUUGACAUUCUUUAUUCUCAUACGGGCGUUAUCAAAUUUAAUAUAUAAUCACAUUUAACACUUAUUGAAUUUUACGGAUGGAUGGGAGCAAGACGUACCAACGAUAAUCUUAGUAUGUAGUUUUUGCAAUUGUUAUUAUAUUUCAAUAAAUCAUUUUCAUUUCAACGGGA
Molecule: messenger RNA, 698 nt
Organism: Wyeomyia smithii (pitcher-plant mosquito)
Lineage: Eukaryota; Metazoa; Arthropoda; Insecta; Diptera; Culicidae
Product: rutC family protein UK114-like
Exons: 3
Coding region: 89-502 (137 amino acids)
Cellular component (GO): cytosol
Molecular function (GO): deaminase activity
Source: RefSeq, a predicted model, not a curated record